CAUGAAUGGAGCAAGAUGGCGGACCCUGUGCAGAGUCUAGCACAGCUAGAGAACCUGUGUAAGCAGCUCUAUGAGACCACGGACACCAGCACCCGACUACAAGCAGAGAAAGCACUUGUUGAGUUCACCAACAGUCCAGAGUGUCUGAGCAAGUGUCAGCUGCUGCUGGAAAGAGGGAGUUCUUCAUAUUCUCAGCUGUUGGCUGCCACUUGCCUCACUAAACUGGUGUCUCGGAGCAGUAACCCUCUUCCACUGGAGCAGAGGAUCGAUAUCCGGAACUAUGUACUGACAUACCUAGCAACACGGCCCAAGCUGGCCUCUUUUGUGACUCAGGCGUUAAUACAGCUGUAUGCUCGUAUCACCAAGUUGGGUUGGUUCGACUGUCAGAAAGAGGACUACGUGUUCAGAAGCGUUAUUGUGGAUGUGACGCGCUUCUUGCAGGACAGUGUAGAAUAUUGUGUAAUCGGAGUCAGCAUAUUAUCUCAUUUAACUAAUGAAAUCAAUCAGGCAGAUGCUACACACCCUCUGACCAAACAUCGUAAAAUUGCUUCAUCUUUUAGAGACUCUUCACUGUUUGACAUCUUCACACUUUCCUGCAAUCUUCUCAAACAGGCUUCAGUAAAAACUCUACUCCUCUCUGAUGUGGCUGAACAGGAUCUCCUCAUGCAACUCCUCAAACUCACUCACAAUUGUCUAAACUUUGAUUUCAUUGGCACCUCUACGGAUGAAUCCUCCGAUGACCUGUGCACAGUGCAGAUUCCAACUAGCUGGCGCUCAGCCUUCUUGGACUCCUCCACACUACAACUCUUCUUUGACCUUUACCAUUCCAUACCCCCAAGUUUUUCUCCACUGGUCCUUUCCUGCCUUGUACAGAUUGCUUCUGUACGGCGAUCCCUAUUUAAUAAUGCUGAAAGAGCAAAGUUCCUUUCACACCUUGUAGAUGGCGUGAAGAGGAUAUUAGAAAACCCCCAGAGCCUAUCUGAUCCCAAUAAUUAUCACGAAUUCUGUCGGUUGCUGGCUCGUCUUAAGAGUAACUAUCAGCUUGGAGAGCUGGUGAAGGUGGAAAAUUACCCUGAAGUUAUCAGACUUAUUGCUAACUUCACUGUGACAAGCCUGCAGCACUGGGAAUUUGCCCCAAACUCUGUACAUUACCUCCUAAGCCUGUGGCAGCGUCUGGCAGCAUCUGUUCCCUAUGUGAAGGCAACUGAACCACAUCUACUGGAGACCUACACGCCAGAGGUUACCAAAGCCUAUGUAACAUCUCGUCUGGAGUCUGUGCAUAUCAUUCUCCGAGAUGGUCUUGAAGAUCCGUUAGAGGAUGCAGGUUUGGUACAGCAACAGCUAGAUCAGCUAUCAACUAUUGGUCGCUGCGAGUAUGACAAGACUUGUGCACUGCUAGUGCAGCUUUUUGACCAGUCUGCUCAGACGUACCAGGACCUGCUGCAAAGUGGCUCUGCCCCUAGCAUGGAACUGACUGUACAAGAAGGUCGUCUUACUUGGUUGGUGUACAUAAUUGGUGCUGUGAUUGGAGGGAGAGUUUCUUUUGCAAGCACAGAUGAACAGGAUGCCAUGGAUGGGGAACUGGUUUGUCGAGUGCUGCAGCUGAUGAACCUCACAGACUCACGUUUGGCACAGGCCGGCAACGAGAAGCUAGAAUUGUCCAUGCUUAGCUUCUUCGAACAGUUCAGGAAAAUAUACAUCGGGGACCAGGUGCAGAAAUCAUCCAAGCUCUACCGGCGUCUUUCAGAUGUGCUGGGACUCAAUGAUGAGACGAUGGUUCUGAGCAUCUUUAUCGGCAAAAUAAUCACUAAUCUGAAGUUUUGGGGCCGCUGUGAGCCAAUCACUUCCAAGACUUUACAGCUGCUUAAUGACCUCUCCAUAGGAUACAGCAGUGUAAGGAAGUUGGUGAAACUUAGCGCUGUACAGUUCAUGUUAAACAAUCACACAAGUGAGCACUUUUCCUUCCUGGGCAUUAACAGUCAAUCCAAUCUGUCUGAUAUGCGCUGCAGGACUACAUUUUACACUGCACUUGGGCGCCUCCUCAUGGUGGAUUUAGGUGAAGAUGAGGAGCAAUUUUCUCAGUUCAUGCUGCCCCUGACUGCUGCCUUUGAGUCUAUGGCCCAAAUGUUUAACAGUAACAACUUCAACGAACAGGAGGCCAAGAGAAGCCUGGUUGGAUUGGUCAGAGAUCUGAGAGGCAUCGCCUUCGCAUUCAGUGCUAAGAGCAGCUUCAUGAUGCUGUUCGAUUGGAUUUACCCAGCCUACAUGCCUAUUUUACAAAGAGCGCUGGAGCUCUGGUUCCAUGACCCAGCUUGUACUACUCCAAUCCUCAAACUAAUGGCAGAGCUUGUACACAACAGGUCACAGAGGUUACAGUUUGAUGUCUCAUCUCCUAAUGGAAUUCUUCUAUUUCGAGAGACUAGUAAAAUGAUCACAACUUACGGUAAUAGGAUUCUGACUCUGGGAGAGCUGCCAAAGGAACAGUUGUAUGUGUUAAAGCUAAAGGGAAUCUCCAUCUGUUUCUCGGUGCUAAAAGCUGCUUUGAGUGGGAGCUACGUCAACUUUGGGGUCUUCCGUUUAUAUGGGGACGAAGCUCUGGACAAUGCUCUGCAAACAUUUGUCAAGCUGCUUCUGUCUGUGCCACACAGUGACCUGCUGGACUAUCCCAAGCUCAGUCAGUCUUAUUACUCACUCCUGGAGGUGCUGACGCAGGAUCACAUGUCUUUCAUAGCAAGCCUUGAGCCACACGUUAUCAUGUACAUUCUUUCCUCCAUCUCUGAAGGCCUCACAGCUCUGGAUACCAUGGUUUGCACGGGCUGCUGCUCUUGUUUGGACCACAUAGUCACAUACCUCUUCAAGCAACUUUCAAGAAGUGGCAAGAAAAGAGGAGCACCCCCACCCCAAGAGAGUGAGAGGUUUCUGCAUAUUAUGCAGCAGCAUCCUGAGAUGAUUCAACAGAUGCUGUCCACAGUUCUGAAUAUCAUUAUAUUUGAGGACUGUCGAAACCAGUGGUCAAUGAGCCGCCCCUUGCUUGGCUUGAUCCUCCUCAAUGAGAAGUAUUUCUCAGACCUACGGAGCAGUAUUGUGAGUAGCCAGCCUCCAGAGAAACAGCAAGCCAUGCACCUUUGCUUUGAGAAUCUGAUGGAAGGAAUUGAAAGAAACCUGCUCACCAAAAACAGAGACAGAUUUACACAAAAUCUAUCAGCCUUCCGAAGAGAAGUCAAUGACUCCAUGAAAAACUCAUCCUGCGGUCCCAACAGUAAUGAAAUGAUGAGCUGACCUCUCCCUUCAAUACCAACCAUCUCCUCUCCCCACCAUCUCUUAGCCCUUGUACAAAAUCCUGCACAUUUUUUUGGUAAUAUUUUGAAUUAUUUCUACAAAUGGAGAAAAAAUGAUGCCUGGAUUCCCCCUUCUCCCCUUACAACAUGGAGGUGGGUAGGGGGCUUACGGACAAAUAAAAGGAAACUCACCUGUUCACAUGGACUGAGCCCCUAUUGAAAAUUACAAAUAUAUAUAUAUAUAUGUAUGUAUGUGUUAUUUUGAGUGCCCAGUAAUAUCAACUGCCCCACAACACCCUUUCCCCAUCAGCGUGGAUGUACGAAGGACUGGCAGACUAUUGCUAUGUUGGAGUAAUGAUCUGUGGAGACUGCACUGAAAGGGUGAAACUGAUUCUGCAAGGACAUUUUGUAAUAAAUAAUCCUUUACUGAGGAAUGCAGUCCAUUUUUUUCUCUUAUUUUGGGUUAUUCUGAAUAUUCAGAGACCAAAUUGACUCCCCUCUGGUCUUGGGGAUUAGGUUGUUUACAUGAAUUUUUCUACAUAUAUAUAUAUAUUUAUAUAAUACAUUUAAAUGUACUGGGACACCAGUAGUUGUAAUAUGACAUUUAAGAAAAUGUAGACCCACUGCUGUUAUUAAAGUGAGGCUGACAUCUUAAAA
Messenger RNA from Bombina bombina (fire-bellied toad), 3935 nucleotides. RefSeq names its product exportin 7 (gene XPO7). The record is from RefSeq and is a predicted model, not a curated record. Gene Ontology annotation, cellular component: nuclear pore; cytoplasm. The transcript has 28 exons. NCBI's taxonomy places the organism in Eukaryota, Metazoa, Chordata, Amphibia, Anura, Bombinatoridae. Bases 16 to 3279 code for a protein of 1087 amino acids. Gene Ontology annotation, biological process: protein export from nucleus. Gene Ontology annotation, molecular function: small GTPase binding; nuclear export signal receptor activity.